UAGGGCCAUCUAGUUUUUUUUUCUCUUCUUCGGGGCCGGGGAAUAUGUCGGCCAUGGUGACUGAGGAGGGAUCCAGGUUCGGGUCCGGAGGGUGGAUGUGGGAGCAGGACAUGGUGUUCGAGAGUACGCCGGCGUUGGUGGAUCUGGAGAAGGGCGAGGCUGUGUGGAACAACAUGGCCGGCGUCGUUGAGGUGAAGGGGUCCGGAUCCGGGUCUGGGCCCGGAGGGUGGACAUGGGAGCAGAACAAAGCGUUUGAGAAUGCGCUGGCGUUGGUGGAUCUCGGGGAGGGUGAGGCAGUGUGGAACAAGAUAGCUGAUGCUGUUGGGGGGAAGACAGCCGAGGAGAUCAAGCGGCACUAUGAGCUGUUGGUGGCGGAUGUGGACGCCAUAGAGGCGGGCCGGGUGCCGCUUCCCGUGUACACUGAUGGCGGGAGUCCUGAGGAGGGAGGCUCCGGCGGGAAGAAGGGCGGCGGUAGGGUAGGAGGAGGACGCGGAGGGCAUGGGCCGAAGGGUUCGUCCAAGUCUGUCGAGCAGGAGGGCCGGAAGGGGAUCCUCUGGACUGAGGAUGAGCACAGGUUCGUGCAUCCAGCCUUCGUUUUAUUGUCUGCAGAGGAGCCAGCACAUGUUUCCUCCACUUUUUUACCUUAUCUGUUCAUAGAGCAAUUUUGAGUUAUACUUAGAUGUUUGAUUGAUUGGGUUGCCUCAGAGCUAAAAUAUCACUACUAUUUGACUGGCGAUUCUGCUGAUACACCCGUGUAGUUGCAAUGCCCCGAGUGUUUUGGAAAUUUGCUCUUUUAGCUGUCCUCCUCCUCCUGCUACUGCUUUCUAUUGGAGACUGGAUGCGUGUACGUUUGUCGAUUUGUCGUAUUUUGCAGAUUAGGUCACGUCUUGCGUGGUUGUUCGUAGAUUCAGUGCCUCUAUUGGUGGAUUAACUACUUUAGUUUGUCACAUGGACAGCUCCGUCACUGUAAAAGGAUUGUGUAUGUUCUGACAUUUUGUUGGACUAACUACUUUAGUUUGUCACAUGUUACCUUAUCAUGAAAAGUCUUUACUCAGAUGUCAGAAACUCAGAACUGUGGUUACCUAUGGAAGAAAGAUUUUUCAAAUGUGUUCUAGGUACUAAAACAGAUUUAAUUGUUUAAGGGAAGGAACCCUUUGGACUAUUUCUUCACACAUUUAUUUUCAUUGUCUGGGUUGACUGAUUUUAGUAGAUUUUCUCAUGCUAGUUUGCUAUCCUAAAUAUACUAAAAUGUUAGAAAGUAAUCUCUUGUUUGAUAGGUUAUUGUGGCAAGUAAAACUCGACCUCCAUUUAGUUGAGUGAAUAUCUUUCCGAUAUGGAACCUUUUACAGUACACUUCUUUCCUUCUAAAUGUGAAUUCAAGUAUAUCAUCAAGCAUUUCACAUUUGGUGCAGCACUAUGUAAUGGUGUACUUCUUUUCGAAGUUCUGCUCCUUGCUUCUAUAAAUUCUACAUAUGGUUUCUCAUCUGUUGGUGUAUAUAUAACACCUUUUGGGCAAUAAUUAUUCACUGUUCUGUGUUAAAGCUUUCAACCCCGAAAGCACAUGACCAGUACAUGUUCGUUUUGGCAUGUGCUACAUGUCAUUAGAAGUAGUCCACAUAUUUCAGUCAUUUGCCGUUCUUGUGAAAUUCCAAAGUAGUUGAUCACAGUGGUUGUGAUCAUUUCUGUGGCUGAAUAAGAAAGAUAAUGUUAUUCAUAAUUAACUCGAGAAGCUAAUUUCAGUACUGACUGCAUUUAAAUAUUUUAGGGGAAGUGCUUGGUUGCAAACUGAUGGAUACUGCCUCCUCCAGGUUUCUCUUUACUAGUCACUGAUCUAUGCUAUGACCUGAUUCUUAAC
Molecule: messenger RNA, 1855 nt
Organism: Triticum aestivum (bread wheat)
Lineage: Eukaryota; Viridiplantae; Streptophyta; Magnoliopsida; Poales; Poaceae
Product: transcription factor SRM1-like
Exons: 1
Coding region: 45-668 (207 amino acids)
Molecular function (GO): DNA-binding transcription factor activity
Source: RefSeq, a predicted model, not a curated record